Jaculus jaculus (lesser Egyptian jerboa) is the source of this 1080-nucleotide messenger RNA. It is a transcript of the gene Ccs, whose product is annotated as copper chaperone for superoxide dismutase. The coding region runs from base 71 to 895 and encodes 274 amino acids. Gene Ontology annotation, molecular function: copper ion binding. Gene Ontology annotation, biological process: removal of superoxide radicals. The record is from RefSeq and is a predicted model, not a curated record. The transcript has 8 exons. Lineage: Eukaryota; Metazoa; Chordata; Mammalia; Rodentia; Dipodidae.
ACGCCGCGCUAGGUUGCUCUCUGCACUCCUGGCUCCUGCGCCCCGCGCGCGAGUGACUAAGGUCCUCAGGAUGGCUUCGGACUCCGGGAACCGCGGGACCGUGUGCACGCUGGAGUUCGCUGUGCAGAUGACCUGUCAGAGCUGCGUGGACGCGGUGAGCAAGUCCCUGCAAGGGGUGGCAGGUGUCCAGGGCGUGGAGGUGCAGCUGGAGAACCAGAUGGUGUUGGUGCAGACCACUCUGCCCAGCCAGGAAGUGCAGGCGCUCCUGGAAGGCACAGGGAGGCAGGCUGUACUCAAGGGCAUGGGCAGCAGUCAAUUGCAGAAUCUGGGAGCAGCAGUGGCCAUCCUGGGAGGCCCUGGCACUGUGCAGGGGGUGGUCCGGUUCCUACAGCUGACUCCUGAACGCUGCCUGAUUGAAGGAACCAUUGAUGGCCUGGAGCCUGGACUCCACGGACUCCACGUCCAUCAGUACGGGGAUCUCACAAGGGACUGCAACAGCUGUGGGGACCACUUUAACCCUGAUGGAACUUCUCAUGGGGGCCCCCAGGACUCUAACCGGCACCGCGGAGAUCUGGGCAAUGUCCAUGCUGAUGCUGAUGGCCGAGCUAUCUUCCGGAUAGAGGAUGAACAGCUGAAGGUAUGGGAUGUGAUUGGCCGCAGCCUGGUUAUCGAUGAAGGAGAAGAUGACUUGGGCCGGGGCAGCCAUCCAUUAUCCAAAAUCACAGGGAACUCUGGGGAGAGGUUGGCCUGUGGCAUUAUUGCACGCUCUGCUGGGCUUUUCCAGAACCCCAAACAAAUCUGCUCCUGUGAUGGCCUCACAAUCUGGGAGGAACGAGGCCGGCCCAUCGCUGGCAAAGGCCGAAAAGAAUCAGCCCAGCCCCCUGCCCACCUCUGAGCAGGGUAUUACCAACCCCCUCGAUGGUAACAGUCACCUGUGGUCUGCUGUAUGCUUCCAGCUGAACAUCUCCAACCUACAACAGAGUGGGCCUUGCUUCCCCAAGCCUAGGAGGACUGUGUACAGGGAACAUAGGGGUUGCUGUAAUGUGUACUUAACUAAUUAAACCUAUUUUUCAUAUGGCA